GGGUCUUGAAGAUGAAUGUCUAUAAUAUAAUAUACUAUAAGUUGUACUAUAGCUCUAUAACUCUAUCUAUAAGAAAAUGACAAAAUAAUGUAUAUAAAAUAUUGAACAAAAAAUAGAAUCUCUGGGACAUCCCCAGGAUUAUUCGUAAUUCGGCUAAUACCGGAGAUAAUUAAAGCUGGCUGAGGGCCAGAGUAGCGUUGUGCCCUGUACAUCUGCCGCCCUCCACCUCCACCUCUUCCACCUGAAAUCAGGUGUGGCAGCCGCCAUAUGGCCACGCGGCGUAUGAUUCAUAUUUGAUACACCAGUACGUAUACGUGAUUUUUGCUCGACUUCUGCCCCGCUGAAUCUUAAGCGGGAGGAGCACGAAGGAGGAAAAAGCUAAUUAUGCGGCUGCUUGAAAUAUUUUUCAACGCUCGCCGCUCGUCCGUUUUCAUUUUCAUUUCAAGUCUUUUGCCACUAACUGUCGUCUCAUUAAUUAAAUGGACGUGGAACGUCGCAAUUACUUGGCGGAAAACCGAAAAAAAAAAAACAAAAUACCCAAGAAACGAAACGAAAAAUGAUUUGGCAAGUGUUCUCAGGGCCUGCCCUAAUAAUUUUGGCAGAACAUUGUGGGUUAAUAGUUUUGCUUUACAACAAAAACGUUGGCCGAAAAUAAACGCAUAUAGAUUUUCUUCUCAGCACUUGGCUAGAAUAGCUUGGCUGUUCUUCGAAUUUCACAAUAGGCUCGAAAUGCAAAAGAAGAUACGAUUCUUUUUACGAUUUCCCAAUGUCUUUGCGUUUCCUGUCGCGUGGCUUUGGUUUAGUUGGGGAUUCAACAUGACACUGGUUGAGAUGCUCCACCACGAGCAAGGUUUCCACUUCCGGAGGAGCAUCAGCAUCCAGCAUGAGAAGUAUAUGUGUUGUCCGAGGCUGUGGCCUAAAUAAUCUAUGUGCAGGCCCCCAUUCUCAUAUUUAUUUGUUCUGCGGUUGCAUCUGCCUGUCUGUUGCAUUUGUCUGCUGACAGCGGAAUGGGGAAGUUAUCGGUUACAGUGCAGCACAUCAGCCACCAGCCACAAGACAAAUGAAAGUUUAAAGAGACGCCUCCCGUCUCCAUUCAUUGGAUUCAAUUAAUUCUUCUUUCAAUACCACAACGAUGAAGUUUUUAUGCGAUCCUCCAAACUGUAAACACAAAACAGACUUUGGCUUUGGCUUUUUUGGCCAUUUGUUAGCGUUUUGCUAAACAUUUUUAGAACUAUGCUGCCCGAGAAUCUACAAACGUAUAUUUUAUGUUUGUGCAUCUGCCUGAUCGGGUCUUUGGCUUUAGGAAAUAAAAAAAGAGGAAAUUAAAACAAGAAAGAAAAGCUAACUUUGGGAGCAAUCGAAGUUGAGAUACCCUAGAAGUUAGGUGGAGGUUUAUCUCUUAUGAGAUAAUAUUUGAGUAUCAAAACAGUUUAGCAUAAUGGAGGAUAUAGGAUAUUGUCCACCUAUUAAGAUAGCUUGAAACCUGAGAGACUAGCAAGAUUAGAAAAGAAGGACAUAUGGGCUCUCGAGAUUAUAGUACUGGAGAUAUCUCCUUCUCUGCAGAAAUAUAUGUCUUCUAAUUCCUUCCAAACCAUAAUACCCACCGAAAGAGUAUUUAAAAUCAGAACGAGAAACGAAUAAAACCAUCAUAAGAAUCGGAGCGCAAAGUUCUCUGGCCAGCAUAUGGGAAAAUUUGUUAGUGGGUCUAUUGUAUUGCAUAUAUAUUAUAUAUAUACCAGUGAGUGAGCGUGUGAGAGAAGCGAUCCUCUAGCGAAUUUUCACAAGCAGCUUUUCCGCUUUUCCGUUUUCCGCGGUGUUCAGUGCGCGUUGAGUUGCCGUUGGCGACGCCAUCUCCUCCGUUGCUUUCCUCCGAUACUUUAGUUCUUAUUUUUUUUCUUUUAAUAAUUGUAAAUAAUUUGUUUAAUAACCGCGUUUCGUGUCGCGUUUGUGUUAGACUCUCUGAAUGCGUAAUAAAAUAAAGCAACAAAUAAUAACUAUUAUAACGAGAAUAAUUGAAGCUAAUCCGGGAAAGGCACGCACACAUACCAUUUCUCCACACCGAUUUCGAUGGAAUCGAACGUUUAGCGUGGAAAUUACGCAUACGUAGCGUGUGCUGCAGGUCUCUCUGCUGUUAUCUACCUGAAAAUUGCGUAAUUUCUUGUUUAGAUUAUCACCUUCAGUGUGGUGCCCCGUGCUGCGGCACGUUCGUUGUCCGUUUUCCUCACAACAUUUGGCUUUUGGGGUCAUCUUGCAAUUUUAACAAAAAUAUUGUUAAAAAUAAAUUCACAUAAAUUUAGAAGCACGAAUUUUACAAAAGCCGAAUGAAAUAGAAAAAAAAAAACUAAAAACCGAAAGUGUUUUCGUUUCAAAAUAUAUUGUAUGUGUGCGUUGGCUGAAUGAAGCUAAAAAUACGAUCCAAACAAAAAAGCCAAUUAAUACGGUUGAGAUGGCCUAUGAUGGAUGUUCCAAGUCCUAGUUGAAAAAGAAUAAUUAAAUCAGUUGGCUUUCUUUAUAAACAUCCUGUGGAAUUUCUAGAUUUUGUUUAAAUUAAAAGCUUGCCACAAAUAUUUCCGACAAUUGUAAACAUUCUACUGUGAUAUAAUGAUACCUUUGUUGGUAUAACAGUUCCAUUUACCUUAGAAAUUUUUGAUCAUAGAGCGAAAGCUCUGACUAGUAGCUCUCUGAUUAAACAAAAAUAUUAUAUAAAUUCCAAGGAAAUGUGCCAAAUGGUAAACAUCAUACCGCGAUAUCCCGAAAGGCUUUCCCUUAAAGUAUGUAGGCAUUCUUGAUAGGCCUUUCCAUCUGUAAUCAAUUGGCUAUAAUACCCCUAAUGAUAAAAGUUUGAAAUUCAGUUCGAGCUAUUCGCAUGACCAGAGCAGAUCAUAGAAACUAUCAAAACGGACUCUUGGUAUUUUUAGCAAAAAGUCUAAAGAAUAUAAAAGUUCGUGUGCGAGUGCGUCUUAUAUAUAGACCUAUGUAUAGUGCGUGAGUGUGUAGUGGAUAUAUUCCUAUAUAUAGUGGAUGGCACCUUGAGCCGCAUCAGCCAUAGCCACAAUGUGUUCAUGCUGCGAUCGUUAAGUUGCUGAGGGAGUCAUGUCCACGCCCACACCCACACCCACGCCUACUGCCUCGGGAACAGCUGCUCCACUCGGGGGUCAGCAGGUUCCACUGCCACACGAGCUGACCGCCGAGUGGACGGUGCGAGCCCAUCUAACCUUUGCCCGGGCUGGGGAGACCGUGCAGAAGGAGUUUAGUGCUCCGGAGGCAGUGCAUCCAGUGCGUGUGGUCUACAAGUGGAGUACUCCCUUCGAGGAUCCCGAAGCAGAGCAGGAUGCAGACAAGACCAGAAACAGCUUCCGUUCCACCAAUUCUUCGGCCACCACCACCAAUGCCGACUCUGCCUUCGGCAGUCCCCAAGCUUCGAGAGCUCUAAACCAACUGCCUGUCAAGGAUAAAGCCGCUGCUGCUCCUCCUGGUGCCACGGCUCAAGUAUGCGGGACUCGCUGUCGGAGCACUUGCAACAUUAUGGUGUCCGCCGUGGCGGAUUUCCUUCCUCAAGAGGAGGGAGCCAUGGUGGCCAAUGAACCCUUUGUGUACCACAGCAAGGUGAGAGCCCAGCAGCUGAGGGAUGCCUUUUCCCAGACAAGCGACACCGAGGAGCAGCCGGCCAGGAGGCGUCCGGCGUACGAGCAGCGUCGGGCCACCACCGAGGCGCUGAUGAACUUUGCCAGCAAGCGGCAGGCGGAGGAGGCUAACACCUACGUGCCAACCUACUCACCCACGCCCACAACGCCCUCGUCCACUUUCAAGUCGGCCUCGAUGUCCAGGAUACCGCCACUGGCUGGCAGUGUGAAUCAACCGUCGGCCUCAAGGCCACCCAAUCUGGGGGAGAAGAAACCCCGCACAGUCCACAUCGAUGUCUACUGUACGGGCUCCGAGGGCGACGAGGAGGAAGCCGAUGAUGAGCACCACGCCGACGAGGAGGCAUCGAGUUCAUCCGACUCCGAGCUGGCUGGCAGCAAACGCUACGACCUAGAAUCGACUUCCACGCCGCAAACCGUGCUGGACAACGAGCAGAUGCUGUUGCGUCAUCAUAGAGUCUCGGGCGGAGCCAUGCCGAGGCGCCUAGCCCAGCAGCAGGGCCAAAGCCCAGGAUCAGGGACGCAAGCGAGGGACCAACUGAAUCUCGGACAUGCCAUCACCAAAUGCAGUACCGCCGAGGAGGUCAGCGAGUCCAAGCAGCUGCUCUUCCGCAAGCACAUCGGGGACCAGCGGGCGGCCAAGCUGGCCAAUCUCCGCCAGAAGUACAUGCGCCAGCCCAGCGACGAGACCAGCAGUAGCACCUACCCGAACUCCUCCCGCUCCACGAUGCCGCGGGAUGCCACCUGCAGCAGCAUAUCCAGUGUGAUAGGCGGAGUGGACUGCGUUGACUCCUCCUGGAAGGAGACUGACGAGGUGGAUACCCCGAACAUCAGCUUCGGCCUGACCAAGUCCGAUAGCUUUGAUUAUGAGAACUCGCUAGACAGGCUUCGCAUCAGCCAGAUGGAGAGACUGUGGUCCCGUCAGCACUCCUUGGACCAGAGCCCGAGCCAGCACCUGACUGCGACCAACAAUCCGCAUCCACAUGCUCUGCAGACCAUCACCGAGGCGCAGUCCUCGCAGCGCAGCUCCUUCCAGCGCAGCGACACCAUCCCCUCGGAGUCGGAUGGCUUUUCGGAUGCCAACGGCUUCAACACCUAUCCGGGAAGGCACUCGCAGUCCCAGCUGCAGCAGAUAUCGCAUUUCCCGCGCAAUCGUCCGGGUUUUCUGCAGUUCUUUGGACCCACUAGCGGACAAGGACCGACUGCAACGCCACCGGCCACGGCUCCCGUCCAGCCAGCUGCCACUGCCACUACGGAUCCGUUCCGCCUGCUCCAUCCCAGCUAUCGCUGGAAGAGCGAGGCCCGUGACAAUCUGAGUGUGCAGGUGGCUUCCGGAUCGCCCUCCUCGGAGCGCAGUUCGCCGCAAUUGUUGUCGGCGGCCACCACAGUGGUGCGAUGCGGCAGUGAAGCCCCGCCCAGCACCACUUCCGCCAGUACUUUUGGGGCCACUGUGGCGCCAUCACCACUGCCAGUGCGGCGUUUCGAUAUAUCCCGGGACAGUCCCAGCUUGGCCAGUGAGGCGUCCACCGUCGUUUCCGGCUACACGCACGAGCACCUGGAGAAGGCGCGUCGAUUCGGCAACGUGGUGGCGAUGCGGAAGCCUGGCCACCAUGUGGGCCCCACCAAGAAUCCCAACUGCCAGUGCGAGAGCUGCCAGAGGUGGCUGGCGGAGCGGUUCCAGCUCCGCGGCAGAGCCUUCUCCCUGGGCGAGCGACCCCUGCUGAGGAGGCCCCAGCCAUAGGACUAGGACAUUGAAAUUCAUAUUUAUCUUCCACUUUAAGGCUUGCAUUUAACACUUUGCUUUUCUGAUUGCCCCACUGCCCCGAUUAACCCGAACCCCAGAUCUAAUCCCGAACCACAAGAUACCCAAAUCUGUCGAAUAGUUGUAAGCCAGACGCGAAUGUUCCUCAAACAAAACACAGAUUGUGCGCUGAAUCAGUUUAAUGUUGUAAUAAAGUCAAGAGCAAUAGAUUGUAAA
Molecule: messenger RNA, 5619 nt
Organism: Drosophila ananassae
Lineage: Eukaryota; Metazoa; Arthropoda; Insecta; Diptera; Drosophilidae
Exons: 3
Coding region: 3094-5382 (762 amino acids)
Source: RefSeq, a predicted model, not a curated record